ACAGAUACACAGUGUGUGGCGAAGGAUACCUUUCGUGAGCUUCUGAAUGCACAGUUCCACUUUCCAACAAAAUACACUUUCCAACGAUAUUCUCGGAUGUUUAUAUUCUCGGACGUUCAUGUACAUGGAUGAUUAGAAAACGCGAUUUAUUGUUUCAUUUACUUGAAAGUUUGGACAUCAACACCAAGUAUGAAUACGUUUCCUUCUGAGUGAAGCAAGAGAAGUUUGGCGUCUACAUGUCUUCGCAUAGGAAAGGAAGGUUGUGCCGAGUGGAUGAUCAUUGAGAAGAGGCACCUGGGGAUAAAUAUAGUUUCAGAAAGUCGGAAUUGUUUAUGAAAAUGUGAUUUCCUCAAUUCAUAUACAAUAAGAAGUUGAUGGACGCCGUAUACAGGUAUACUAUGAAGAGACACAAGGCGACAGAUUGUCAGUAACUGUUGACUGCCGGAAAAGAUAGUGUGGCCCAGUACCGACAUGUAAAACUCGCCAUUUUGAAUAUUUAUAUGAUACACUUGGGCAUUUGACGUGCUUUUGGGUAUCCACUGUACUUAGGAUCAGUAUUAGAUAUUCGGUGGAUACCAAAAUGGAUACGGUUCUGUCAACUAGACGUUUUCCCGCUGAAUAUAUUAAACAACAACCAGAGUUUCAGUUCCUCAAGAGCGGUGUGCACGGAGAGUAUUCCCGUGUGUCUAUUGAUGUGUCAGUGUAUGCAAGACGGCCAUAUUCAGUCAAUAUCGUGUCUUCUGAUUCUGGUGUCCGAUCAUCGUCGAACACGGGAACAGGGAGUGAUGGUUCAAAGUUCAACAAUUCUGUGCACCCUAGACCAUCAACAACAGGCGCAAUAAAAAUAGUUCAUAAAGUGAAUAAGAAAUAUGCAUCAAUUUCAACGAUGCCACGACCAAAGACAUCUCUGGGAUUUAGCUCUGCGAAUGGCAAUCAAAGUAAAGACAAUGCGUCUUCAAAAUCAGGAAAGAAUAGAAAGGUCAGUGGAGUGACAUGGAAAUCAAAUCCUUUGUGUGUUGAUACGAACGACUCGAAUCCCGAAAAGAAGAAAUCAUGUUACGAUCCAGCAUUCGAAAAAUCGAAAACCUUUCUCCAUAAGAGAAAUGAUAUGUUUAGUAAAACGAACCAAUAUCUGACGCCAGCUCGACCUGGACUGCGGAAUCUUCAGCUGCACUACACCGGCAUCAACACCACCUACAACGACAGAGUCAUCUUCGCAGACUUGCUGCAGUCUGCACACAAGAAAAAUGCAAUAGUAGGGGAAGAAGUAUAUAGCCUUGAACGACGCCUGUACACUAAAAGAGCUGAUCCAUCGAAAUGCACGACGUUCUGGGACCGCGGGGACGUUGUGAGUCCCCCAGCUAGAACAAGAACAGCCAGGACUGUUGCCCAGAGGAAGAAGGAACGGCGGGAGAAGAUUCAGGUGAAGAAUGAGAAGAUUAAGUUUGGGUAUGUUCCAAGAGCGAACUCCUUGACUAUUCCAAGCGAAGAGGACAUGGAGGAACUGAGGUACAACUGUAGGUACCUGAGGAUCGACCCUCGGCAUCAGCAGCAUCUGUACAACACCGGCCUUGUGUUCUACAGCCAGGAUCACGCUGGCCCCGAGAUUGGAUCUACACUGUGUGACAUCAAGGGAGGUGACGAGACGCAUGUGGAAUAGCGACCUGAGAGAUCACCAUGCAGUGGGACAUCUAGCUCUGUUCUUGACCCUGAAAACCUGGGAUUAAAUACCCAAAUGGAUAACAAGUGUAAACACACAUGCUACCUCGGCUCUUAAAUGACUGAAAUAUUACGUAACGUGUCGGAAACUAAGAACGUCAUCAUUGGUGCAGACAAACCCAACAAAGCUAUACGUGUUUUACGUGCGCUUCACUACCGUUGUCACCAUCUAGAUAUCUUGUCCCGGCUCUAGUGGGCUAGCCGGCAACUUGUAUGUUCUUGAAACUGCGAAAUAACCCUUUAUGUAACAGCUACCGUUAUCGAUGUAUAUCAGUUUCAAAGGAGAUAAUUUGAUGUGGGACAUUUGACCCCGUUACACCUUCAAACAGCUACCCCCUGGACAGUGUUGACAAUUGGUGGGUGUAUACAUCUUCAGUAGCUAUCGUAAAUAUCUAUUGUUCCGCUUUUACCAUCCGAUUCUAAACGUCGACACUGAGUCGGGUUUUUGCUGUGGCUAGCUGCGCCAGUAAACUCGAUUUGGCCGUGUUUUCCUGAUCUACUGACAAAAUACAUUUUUAGCAGUAUUUGUUGGGCAGAUGAGUAAAUGUCUUCGAAUAUGAUGGUUAUUAAUAUUACGGAGUUUGUGGAAACUGGCGUCAACUCAGUAUCGGAUUUACACAAUGAUGUAGUCCGUACCUUCUGGUGUCUCGUUUCAGGUAUCUAUAAUCUUUAAUGAUCGUUAUCUUUUACCAUGCAAGGAGGUAUCGCCCAUUGCUGUAAGUCUGAAUUGAGCACAAUAGUGGCAAUAGGCAUCGUAAGCAUAUUUCAUGACUAGAAAUAGAAUACAAAUUGUUUAAAACUGUAGUCGUGAUAUCUACAAAGGAACAAUGAGUUUUUCAAUGCAUCCACAUCCUUCUGGAAACUUAAACCGAAAGACGUCUUUCUUUAUCAUUUAACUAUAAUUUAAUCAUACCGCAAGAUCAUUGGGUAUGAUUCCAAGUACAUAGAUAGAAAAUGAUCAAAUUAUUGCAUUUGUUUGCGUUUGUGCUGC
Molecule: messenger RNA, 2710 nt
Organism: Haliotis rubra (blacklip abalone)
Lineage: Eukaryota; Metazoa; Mollusca; Gastropoda; Lepetellida; Haliotidae
Exons: 1
Coding region: 581-1660 (359 amino acids)
Source: RefSeq, a predicted model, not a curated record